Aegilops tauschii subsp. strangulata is the source of this 1044-nucleotide messenger RNA. RefSeq lists its product as uncharacterized. The record is from RefSeq and is a predicted model, not a curated record. Lineage: Eukaryota; Viridiplantae; Streptophyta; Magnoliopsida; Poales; Poaceae.
AGUUCUCUUCUCAGUUUACUCUCAACUCUCAAGUACUAUCCCAAAGCUAUCCCAAAUCACCGGGCAACCACAGCAAGCAUCCCUGCUCUGCUCCCGCUCUCUCUCAUCUCACAUGGCGACGGCGGCUGCCAGUCGACCCAGCGGGCCGGUCCUCUCGAUACCCAGCUACCGCUCCGCCUCGCCCACCCGCGUCAAGCUCGCCUCCGGUGGCGCCACCCGCUCUCCGGCCAAGUCCGUCAGCGUCUCGUCUUCUUCCUCCUCGUCCCCUGCCGCCGGCAAGAGCCGUCGGUCCUGCAUGUGCUCCCCGACGAACCACCCGGGCUCGUUUCGCUGCGGCCUCCACAAGGAGCGCAAGCAGGCGGCCCCGACCGGCAACAGCAAGCCCGGCUCCCCGCCGUCCGUCGGCAGCGCCGGCUCGAAAUGCACGGCCAGCGCGCUGGUGCGGCUUGUCCCCAUGGAGAGCGGGCACUGGGCACGCAGGGCGCUCUCGCCGUCCCCCGCGGCUCAGCAGUCGCUGCAGCGGAGGCGCGCGGGCGGGUCCCGCCCCGGGCCGAGCCGGCUCUCCGCCGUGUCCGUGGCCGGCGACAACCAGUAAAAAACCAGCGUCGACAUGCCACAGGAAAAGUAGUGUGCACAGGAGAGAAACUCCCCCUGCCAUUGUUAGAGUUGCGUCGAAUAUAGUGUACAAGGUAGGUUACAAUUGAACUUGUGUAUUGUGUUUAGAUAGGAUAUGGAGUCGUGUCCUAGUAGGACACUUGUAUCAUAGGCCUCUCAUAUAUAGCGGGGUAGACACACGAUGUAACCUAUGCCAACAUAAUAGCACCUGAACAACUUGUAUCAUAGGCCUCUCAUAUAUAGCGGGGGUAGACACACGAUGUAACCUGUGCCAACAUAAUAGCACCUGAACGCAGGGGAAGCCGGCGGCAUGUGCCGGUGUCCAGGGCGACCGGGUGCGGUAUUGUAGCUGUAUCAUGGGGAGGAGCACCGGGGAUGUAGCCAUAUCGGUGAACCUCGUUAACAAAUCUCGGUGUCGUACUCGUGUGA